AAAGUUUAUUUGUGGAUGGAGAGAGUAUUUGGAAUCCUUCAAAAAAAGAAAAAAACAAAACCGACGCAGAAUAGGAAACAAGUCAUGCAAAAAACACGGAGUCCUUGUAAUUAUAAUUAUAUAUAGGGCUAGUGCUUGGCAUAAAAGAAUAUUUAAUUUGAGUAAGAAGAAAAGAAGAAGAAGAAGAAGAAGAAGGAGAUGGAAGAUCUGUUGUCUAAAGUUGGCGCCUCCCUCGCCACCCUCAUGUUCAUCUCCACAUUGUGCCAGAACUUUUUCCCUCCUCACCUCCGAAGAUAUUUGAUUUCCCGCUGUAACAAGAUUUACAGCUUUUUCUACCCAUUCGUCCACAUCACCUUCCAUGAGUUUGAAGCAGAGGAGAUCUUUCACAGGAGCAAAGUUUUCCGGGCUAUUGAGAGGUAUCUCGGCCAUGUUUCAUCUGGGAAUGCCAAUCGCUUCAUCGCGAAACCGGCAAAAGACAGCUGUGAGGAGGUGGUGCUCAGCAUGGGAAACCACCAGGAGGUGGUGGAUGUGUUCAAUGGGGUGGUUAAGGUGUGGUGGAGCUCAGAAGAGAUAACUUCCCUUCAACAGUCCUUCUCUUUAUAUCCAAGGAAUGACGAGAAGCGGUGUUUCCACCUCAACUUUCACAGGAAGGAUCGAGAGAUGGUCACGAAAUCUUACAUCAAGCAUGUGUUGGCAGAGGGUGAGGCCAUUCAGGUGAGGGAGAGGAAGCUGAAGCUUUACACCAACAACAAGAGUGACGACUGGAGUGGGUGGGAUAGCGGUUCCAAAUGGAGCCAUGUCAUAUUCAAGCAUCCUUCCACUUUCGACACUCUCGCGAUGGACCCGACCAGGAAGCAUGAGAUUGUAGACGAGCUUCUCAACUUCAAGCACUCCAAGGAGUACUACGCCAAGAUAGGCAAGGCAUGGAAGCGCGGGUAUCUCCUCCACGGCCCUCCGGGCACAGGAAAGUCCAGCAUGAUCGCCGCCAUGGCCACUCUUAUGCAAUAUGAUAUUUAUGAUCUUGAGCUGACCGCUGUGGAGGACAACAACGAGUUGAGGAGGUUGCUUAUAGACACCGAGGGCAAGUCCAUCAUAGUAAUCGAAGACAUCGAUUGCUCACUAGACCUGACAGGGCAGAGGGAGAAAAAAGAGGAGGAUGAAAAGGAGGAGAAAGACCCAAUCAAAAAGGAUGUGCUGAAGAAGAAGAAGAGUAAAGUGACUCUAUCAGGGCUUCUAAACGUCAUAGACAGCCUCUGGUCAGCUAUAGGAGAAGAAAGAAUCGUAAUCUUCACCACGAAUCACGUAGAGAAACUUGAUCCUGCACUGAUAAGGAGGGGGAGGAUGGACAGCCACAUUGAGAUGUCAUAUUGUUGCUUUGAGGCUUUCAAGGUGUUGGCAAAGAACUAUCUGGGCAUUGCGGAUGAUUCUGAAUUACCUCACCCUCUGUUUCCAGAAAUCAAACGUUUGCUGGGUGAAACCAAAACAACCCCUGCCGACGUUGCUGAGAACAUGAUGCCCAAAUCUGCUCGCGAGGAAGCAGACACGUGUCUGGAAAGAUUGGUUAAAUCACUGGAAACCGCAAAAGAAGAAGCACGGCUGAAAGAGGAGGAAGAGAAGAGAGCCAACACUGUCAAGGAAGAGGAAGCCCACCGCAAGAAGAAGAUGAAACAAGAGGCCGAUGACCUGAAGAAAGCAGAGUCCUCGUCUGUUCAAGAAAAUGGAGAUGCAAAGGAAUAGUUAAUGCAGAAUUGCAGAUGAUGCAUAGUGGAGAUUUGAGAUAGUGUUAUAACUAUUAGAAUAAUUUAAAAAUCAACCUAAAGAAGGAAAAUGCGUACCUUACAACCUGUGUAGAUGACUGACAAAUCAAAGCUAUCAUCCUUC
This is a messenger RNA of Cuscuta campestris, 1881 nucleotides long. The record is from the annotation of a GenBank genome assembly. Lineage: Eukaryota; Viridiplantae; Streptophyta; Magnoliopsida; Solanales; Convolvulaceae.